This is a messenger RNA of Lycium barbarum (goji berry), 2003 nucleotides long. RefSeq names its product CDT1-like protein a, chloroplastic. Lineage: Eukaryota; Viridiplantae; Streptophyta; Magnoliopsida; Solanales; Solanaceae. The transcript has 7 exons. Gene Ontology annotation, biological process: regulation of DNA-templated DNA replication initiation; DNA replication checkpoint signaling; mitotic cell cycle. Gene Ontology annotation, cellular component: nucleus. Gene Ontology annotation, molecular function: DNA polymerase binding; DNA binding. The coding region runs from base 81 to 1724 and encodes 547 amino acids. The record is from RefSeq and is a predicted model, not a curated record.
GCAUAUAGUACCUCUUCAAUUUCUUAAUCUUAGCUUAAACAGAUCUCUUAAUUUAUUUUGUUAAUCUAUUUUUUAACUUAAUGGAGUCAUCUACUGAACCUUCUUCACUAUUGCAUACAUUCAAGUCAAAGAAGAAACUCCAAAUCGGAUCCGACCCGAAUGAUGCAUCAUCUACCGGGGCUCCAUCUAUGGAUCCAUGGAGCUCCAAAACACCCGAAAAGCCAAUCACAGCUCCUCGCCGGACUCGUAAUCGGAGCACCGCACUUUCAUUGAAAGAUAUCCGACAAGCCGCACAGAAGCUUCUGAAACCAAACCCGACCCGGAAUGUGAAACCCGACCCGACCCGGAAUGUGAAACAACCCGAGUUAGAGUCUUCUUCUUCUUCAGCUAAAGGGAAGAAGCAUGUAGAUUCGGUAAAGCUACCAGAAAAGUACGAAUUGUUGGUUGAAUUCUUCAGUAGAAUGGCCAAUUCGGUUCGGUUGCUGAAGUUGAAGGGUUCUUCGACGACAUUUACAAACAUCAGCACAAAAGUGGAGUGUCUAACAGAUAGGAAGUUUACUUACAAGCACUUAGCGCAGAUGAAGUUUCUUUUACCCGAGGCAAUUGAGAUAAAGAAGAUGCUUGUGUUCGAUGAACGAACAAGCUGUAUGAAGCCCGAUCUUCAUAUUACAUUAAAUGCUAACGGAGUUGAAGUUGAUGGGAAGCUGAAAUCCUCUAGUGGCAAUGUACAACUGUGGGAUGUCUUCCACCAUCGGAUUUUGGAUUUCUUUAAAUCCCACCCUGAGGGAGAUGACAUUCCUGAGGAAGCAUUACCAGGAGCAUUCGGCACGUCAAAACAAGAGCACUUGACAAACUCGUCAAGUCCUGCAGGCCCACAGUUGAUAGACGAGACACCAAUCAGCCCAAUGCAGAAGCCGCCAGUAGCUGUAUCUCACCUGGCUCAAUCUUUCAGGAAAUCCUUUUCUCAUCGAGCAUCUAUUGGCGCGGAACCUGAGAUUGCUAAUUGUUCCACCAACACCUCUAAAGCUGUCAAUAAAACUCCUAAGCUGCUUUCAACACGAGGGGUUCGUUCUGUUACUUUACCACCAUCUCCACUACCAUCAACUCCAUUAAAAAAUACGAAGGGUGAAGAUUGUUUGUCUUUGUCAAGUUCUGAAAGUACCCCAGCAAAAUUGAUGGCUUCUACACCUGCGAUCCAACCUCCCAAGAGAUGCUAUAUGAGUCCAGAUGGCGAGUCAACCGAAUCACCAAUAAAGCUAGCUAGGCGCCCUCCUCCUAGUAGGUUGUUGACCUUUGAUACUCCUGUGAAGAGUUCAAAAGUUACAGCAGAUGAUGAAAUCCUUGACAUUCUUAAUGGGAAUCUUCUACAGUCGAUUAGAGACAAAGAGCAGAAGGCAUUAGAGGAGAAUGAUCCAGCCAUAUCCCAAGCGAAAUGGCGGAAGAAAAUGAUUUCGAGCUUGCCUAAGUUUUUCGACAUGAUUUACUACCUAUUUCAAUCGAUGAAACGUUCUGUGAUUACUAAAGAGGAGCUUAUGCACAAAGUGAUUUCAAGCCAUCUAGAUAUUGCCGAUAAAAGAGAAGUUGAAGAGCAACUCCGGUUAUUGCAAGAAAUAGCUCCUGAAUGGAUUUCUGAAAAGCUGUCAUCUAGUGGAGAUCUUCUGUUGCGUGUUAGCAAGGUAUCAAAUGCUGAAUCAAUACGCGCAAGAAUAGCCCAAGCAAAGUGAGAGAAAGCAAGGGCAGGAAAUUUAAAUUCGGCCUGAGUUUUCCAAGUUUAGUUGUAACUGAUAUAGUUUGGUUAACUAGAUUAUUGCAAUACAUUGACUGGAGAAUCAUUUUUUAUUACAAUUUAAUGAAUUUUAACCGAGUUAGCCAGCAAUAUAGAGCUAAUAUGACUUUUAGUUGGAGGAACUUCAAGUUUCUUAUAUUGUAAACUUAUCCUGUAUAUAUGGCCAUGAUGCUGCUUUUGGAAUCAGAAUUUUAGUAAUAAUACUUGUUUUUGAAUA